CUCAGACAUGAGCAUGCUUUGUAAUUAUAUUGUAGUGAAGAUCUUUGCAGAGAAAAGAUGCUUGAGUAAAGGGCCUAUCAGUAAAUACCAUAUCAAACUGCAUGCAUUGUCUCACAAGGGAUCUCGACGACAUUGGACGGCUCCUCACCCCACCAUCAAGCCCCGAAUUUGGUGAUAGGCACAUCUAGCCCACUUGAGUGGCUCCCGCAUGGACGCGGCCCAAAUCAAGAGGCCCAUGGUUAUAUAAGUACCUACCUACCCAAUGCGCUGCAAAAAAAACCUGUUCUUGCUGAUCACCCACCGAAUUUCUGCAGUAUGACUCUUUUCAUCAAUGGCAAGAUCCUCUCGAGGACUGUCGCCAGUUUGGCCGACGAACCUACCUUUGCUGAGAGCAUGUACAUAAAAGACGGAAUCAUUCAGGCCGUCGGUACAAAGGACGAUGUGGAGGCGAAAGUCACAGGCGAUGUUAUCACGCAAGAUCUCGGUGGAAAGACGGUUCUGCCGGGUUUUGUAGACGGGCAUAUGCAUCUUUUACUUCUGGGCCAGUCGCUGAGAAAGAUUGCGCUGGAGGGUUGUAAGAAUCUGGAGGAUAUUCUUCACGAGCUGCGCACGUACGCAAAAGCGAAUCCGGAUGUUCCGCGGAUCAUGGCGAAGGGAUGGAUGCAUUCUAUGACUCCCGACGGUGUGACGGCCAAGAUUCUUGAUGAGAUUGACGAGAGGCCAAUUUAUGUUGAUACAAAGGACAUGCACUCGACGUGGUGCAAUUCAGCGGGCCUGAAGGAGAUGAAGGUCGCUGAUCUGGAGGAUCCGCCGGGUGGCAUCAUCGAGAGGGAUGAGAACGGUAAACCAUCUGGUGUUCUCAGCGAAGCGUCCAUCUUGUCGAUUGUCUGGCCUACGCUUGCGCAGCUUGCGUCGAAUGAGGAGCGGAUCGAGUGUAUGCUCGCUGCGUUUAAAGCGUACCAUGCGUCAGGAUACACGGGGAUUAUCGAGAUGGCGAUGGAUGAGUACAGCUGGGAGAGUCUUGUUGAGCUGAAGAGGAGAUAUCCCGAUGUGGCGAUGCGUGUUACGGCGUAUUGGAUCGUUAAGCCUGCUGGUACGGUUGAAGAGCGCACGCGGCAGGUUGACAGGGCGAUCGAACUUGCGAAGCAGUAUAGUCUGGAGAACUCGCCUGAUCUUCGUAUCGCGGGUAUCAAGAUCAUCUGCGACGGUAUCAUCGAUGCGUGUACGGCGUAUCUCUCAGAGCCAUACGCUUCAGUUGCGUCACCGCCGCCGUUUUGGUCAAGAGAGGAUCUUGAACCUGUUGUUAAACAGGCAGCUGAUGCGGGAAUCCAAAUAGCGCUUCAUGCUAUUGGCGAUGCGGCGAUUCAUAUGGCGGUUGACAUGCUUGAGAAGUACGGCAAGCCAGGUGCGAGACAUCGAAUCGAACAUCUCGAGGUCUCAUCUCCCGAAGACGCACAACGUCUCGGCAAACUAGGCCUCACAGCUUCCAUCCAGCCCGUCCACGCCGACCCAGCCAUUCUGCGCGCAUGGCCGCGUCUCAUCGGCUCCCGCCGCGACCGCGCCUUCGCAUACCGUGAAUUCGCUGACUCAGGCGCUCUUCUCGCUCUCGGCAGCGACAGUCCCACGGCACCUUGGAAUCCCCUACACAAUGUGUAUGUAGCUGCUACACGACGCUCAGCGAGAGAGCCAGAGUGUGAGGAGGUAGUGAAUGAGCAUUUUAAGCUGGGUGUUUGUGAGGCGAUUGUUGCGGGCUCGCAGGGCGCGGCGAAGAGUGUUUUUCAGGAUGGGAGGGUUGGGUCGUUGGAGGUGGGUAAGUUUGCGGACUUGGUUGUGGCGGAUAUGGAGUGGGAUAGCAGGACGUUGUUGAAGGCGGAGAUUAGGGAGACGUGGUUUGCUGGGAAGAGGGUUUGGAGCCUCUGAGGUUGAUUGAUGGAUUGUGAGCGUGGUGUUGGUGGGUGUAGGGGUUGAGGUUUGGGACGGGAGUACAAAAUGAGAUAGACAAUGUAAAUGGUGAUCUUAAGACUGUUCGGCGAAUUGAGUACGGUGAGAGCUGAUACUGCAGUUGCUCAUCCUUGCCAUGUUA
Fusarium oxysporum Fo47 is the source of this 2083-nucleotide messenger RNA. Its product is annotated as amidohydrolase 3. The transcript has a single exon. Bases 316 to 1920 code for a protein of 534 amino acids. Lineage: Eukaryota; Fungi; Ascomycota; Sordariomycetes; Hypocreales; Nectriaceae. The record is from RefSeq and is a predicted model, not a curated record. Gene Ontology annotation, molecular function: hydrolase activity, acting on carbon-nitrogen (but not peptide) bonds.